Molecule: messenger RNA, 6390 nt
Organism: Patiria miniata (bat star)
Lineage: Eukaryota; Metazoa; Echinodermata; Asteroidea; Valvatida; Asterinidae
Product: laminin subunit alpha-1-like
Exons: 25
Coding region: 344-6088 (1914 amino acids)
Source: RefSeq, a predicted model, not a curated record
GGUAAAAUGGGAAAGUCCAUUCACUUUCCGCACACUUCACGACUGUCACUGGUGAUAAUUUCGGUAGUUGUAUCGAAAAGUACCGACAGAAAAGUGCUGCAAAAGUCAUGUUCUUGCCACCGAAUAACAGGUUAUCAGAACCAUACAUGUAAUUAUGAGUGACACACCAAACAACGCUGGUCAUACAAAGUCACAUGUCAUGUUGUGGUACAUAAUGUAAACAAAUCUUUCAAAUAUGUGCUAAAUUUAGUUGAUUAAGAAAAAGCCAUAGCUGAACUUGAAAAAAAGUUUAGUAACUUAAAAAAAACUUGCCAGCAACCUUUAAAGAUCAAAAGGCCCCAUUAUGAAGUUUCAGAACUUGGGCAAAAUGGUAUUUCCCAAAUUAAUGGUGCUGUGCCUAGCCCUGCUAGUGCUUCCGACCAGAGCACAAAACGUCAACCAACAAAACUGUGAGACCACAGACAGCAACGGCACCACGCAUUACCAAGCGUGUCUUGCCGAUGCAGAGGUGCUGUAUAAUCUCAACAUCUUGCCGACAGUGGAACCAGAGGACCACACAUGUGGGUAUGGCCAGACCAUCAACGAAAAUAUUUACUGCACGCUGGACAUUUCCAAGGAGUGCAGUUUGUGUGAUGCCACCAAUGCGAGCCUGUCUCACCCACCUCAGUACAGCUACGAUCAGCCCACCCCAGGCCAGCCCACAUGGUGGCAGUCAAUCACCUGGUACAACUACCCUACCCCCUUAGAAGUCAACCUCACCCUCUCCCUAAACCACUCCUACACCAUCAACAGUGAGAUCAAAAUCGUCUUCCAGUCCAGCCUGCCGCGCCGAAUGGUCCUCGAGAAAUCCUCCGAUUACGGCCAAACAUGGCAGCCGUAUCAGUACUAUGCGUACAGCUGCAGUUACUUUGGGAUGACGCACGCGGACGCUGCCGCUACCCCGACGGAAGUCAUCUGCAGCGAGAGUUACAGCAGCGGGCCCCAGACAGCACUGUACUCAGGCGGUGAGGUCCUGUUCACAGUCCAGGACCGCCUGACUCUUCUGACCAGCUCCCCUUUUCCCCAGGAUUUCCAGAGGGCGUAUGAGAAUGCCACAGAACUGAAGGCAUUCUUGGAAGUGACAGACCUGCGGCUUCGUUUGCUGUAUCCUGCCACGGACGGCUUGGAAUGGACGUAUCAGUUCCAAAGCCUGAUCCAUUACUACUAUGCCAUAUCCAACAUUGGCACCUUCCUCAUAUGUAACUGCAACCUGCAUGGCAAAUACUGUCACGUGAAUGAUAACUCAGAGACAGUAUGUCAAUGUUCUCAUAACACCAUGGGCAAAAACUGUGAACAGUGCCUCCCUCUGUAUAACAAUCGGCCAUGGGCGGCCGGUUCCACCCUUCCCUAUCCAGGGGGGACUCCAAAUGAAUGCGAAAAAUGCGUUUGCAAUGAACAUAGUGAUAGUUGCACCUAUGAUGAAUCCCUCGGCCAGGGAGUAUGUGAUGACUGUACAGACAACACAGCUGGUCCAUCCUGUGAAAUCUGCAUCAGCGGUUACCACAGAAAUACCUCUGUCUUGGCCAGCAGCCCAGAUUCUUGCAUUGAAUGCAACUGUGAGCCAAUUGGCACAGUGGUGAACGGCACAAGUUGCUCCCAGUUCUCUGUGGAUGGCAAGCCCGUUGGUCAGUGUAAUUGCAUUGACAAUGUGGAGGGCCGUGCCUGUGAUGUGUGCAUGGAUGAGUACUACGGACUGCUUCUAGAAGACCAACUUGGAACAUGUAAAGACUGCAAUUGCAAUCUCCUGGGCACCAUCAAUGCGAGCAAUGUCUGUGAGAAGCAGGCUGGAGCUUGCCCCUGCAAACCAAGCACGGACACCCGUACCUGCGGAGAAUGUAAAGAUGGUUACUAUGGAUACCCAACCACAGAAACUGAGGAGUGUGCAGCAUGUGACUGCAACGUUGGAGGUUCCACUUCACCGGUAUGCAACAAAGUCUCAGGUCGCUGUUCAUGCCGCAGUAACAUCACUGACAGACAGUGUGCGGUUACCGACCAAGGCUUUUACUUCGAGUUUCUUGACAGUAAUAGCUAUGAUUCUUGGGAGGCAGAUUCAGACUGUGUCCGGACCUCCGAUGUGCCUGUUGAUCUCUUCACCGGUGCCGGUUUUCAGACUUGUUACCAAGGCAACCAGGUGACAUUCAGGGGAGUCACAGCUGCCACCAGCCUGGCUGAUGCAUUAUUUUACCGUCCUGCCAUCCGCUACACCUACACCUCCAGUACCCCUUGGCAACAAGCCAACUUGAACAUUGUCGUUGCCCAAUCAGACGCCAACCCUUCGCUCUGCCCGGUGGCUGUAGGCACUUCCAUCUCAACGCUGGUCAUCAGCUUACCCCCUGGCACGGCAACAGCCUGGUAUGCCUCAGAGAGGGAGGCGUUGACGUUGGAUCGGCGGUGCCGGUAUGAUGUCACAUUGACGCUGAGUGCCAGAGGAACGGGAGCUCAGGAGAUUGCCAUUGAUGCCUUGGUGAUCAUGCCUGCCACUACAUCCUUCUCUGUCUACACACAAGCUGAUGCUAGCAUGAUGGAGUUUUAUACAGCAUGCAUCAGUAACAUGACAGCGAUGGCGACACGGCAGUCUGCUGUAGACCAAUGUCAGGCAUUUAUGUUUGCCGUGUCAGCGGAGGUCAAUGAUGGAGCAGUAGAGUGUGACUGUGACCCAGCUGGUACCGUCGGUAGUGGCUGCAGUUCGUACGGUGGAGGAUGUACAUGUAAGAGUGGUGUGGGUGGACGUCGCUGUGAUCGCUGCCUGCCAGGAUUCUAUGGCUUCACAGCACAGGGAUGUACACCUUGCAACUGUGAUGCGACAGGCUCACGCAGUCUGGCCUGUGACUUUGACACCGGCCAGUGCCCCUGCAAAUCAGGCAUCACCAUGGCCGGACAGCUGAAUGACCAAGGCACCGCUGGCGGUCGGCAGUGCAGCAACUGCCUGGCCAAUUACUACGGGUUCAGUACGGGUGGCGGAUGUCUGCCUUGCAACUGCAAUGCGGAUGGUUCGUCCAGCCUACAGUGCUCAGAGACUGGUGUAUGUGCAUGCAAGGAGACCAUUACAGGCACACAGUGUGACAACUGCCUGCCAGGAUACUUUCUAUUCUCAGCAGAUGGCUGCACGCCAUGCAACUGCAAUCUUGAUGGCUCAACCAGCACAAGCUGCCACCCUGACCAGGGCACAUGUGCCUGUAAACCCAACGCCCAAGGCAUCAAAUGUGACCGGUGUCGCCUUGGCUACUUCAACCUGCAACCAGCUAAUCCUGAUGGUUGUCAGCCAUGUUUCUGCUACGGCCAUGGGAGCCAGUGCAACGCUGCACCUAGCUACAUUGCAUCUACCAUCGCAGAUGCUUUCACCGUUGGAAGCUCCAACAGUUGGACCGCCACGGACCCAUCAGCCCUGACAGUCAACCCCAGCAACAUCAGGGUCACCCACCCUGCAACAUCCCCAAGUGCCUCCUACGUCUACCUGCUAGCCCCUGAGGCAUACCUUGGGAAACAUCUAGAUCUGUACAGCCAGCGGUUCUCCUAUACCAUGAAGCUAGACACGGGAACAGUAGAAACCAUGUCAGCCCAGUACCUGAUUGUUACUGGAGGAAGAAGCAACAUGGCGGUCUACUACACUGAUGAGGUGUUCAUUCCUGGGCUGACAGAGAGGCAGUUUGAGGCCACGUUUUACGAGUCAAAAUGGAGACUGGUGGAUUUGGAGAGAGUGCCAACAGUCAGCGAAUUUCAAGAAAUCCUGAGUGAUAUCGCCAGCAUUCGGAUCCGUGCAUCCUUCGGAGCUGGCACAGCCAGCACUUUCUAUAGCGUUGCCAUGGAUACAGCUCUGUAUGUCAACAACCCAGGGGAUUUCACCAGUUUUGUGACUACGAUGGAACAGUGCUCAUGUAAUGUGGCAACCAACACUAUGGGCCUCUCGUGUGAACAGUGCCAGCCUGGAACUUUCCGACAGAAUUCAGUCGGCACGCCCUUCGAUGCAUGUCUGCCCUGCGACUGUAAUGGCCGGGCCACCUCGUGUGACGCUGUGACUGGCAUCUGCGAGGGUUGUCAGUUAGGCACGGUGGGGGACCACUGCGAAAACUGUGCUGCCAAUGUGCAGGAACCGCUUUGUGAUAGGUGUCUGCCGGACCACUAUGGGUUUGGAACCGAACUUUUUGGUGGAGCAUGUUCACCUUGUAACUGCAAUGCGACGGGUACUGGUGGUGCUACACAGUGUGAUAUGCAGACUGGCCAGUGUCCAUGCACAGGCAACUAUGGUGGGAUGCUAUGUGAUGCCUGCCAGUUGAACUACUACAACUACUUCGUGGGCUGCUUGCGCUGUGACAUGUGCUAUGACAGCAUCUCGGCAGAGCAUACGGACCUCGCCAGCAGGUCAGCCAACCUGACUAACUUCAUCGCUACAUUGAGGGCAGCAGACAUGUCCACUACGCUGGGUCCAUUCUACACACGGCUGAUGACGGCUUAUGAUCAGACACUGCAGCUUGUUGAAACGACUAAUGCCGUCAUCAAUGAAGGUGACAAUCUAGGUACCCUUGUGAUGUCCCUGAACACCACCAUGCAUCAGCUCUUGGCUAGCCUUAGAGGCACCAUCAAGUCCGGCCUAGAGUCAGCUGACCAGAGCCUCGUGACCACUGAUGAGCUGGUUGGUCAAGCUCUGGAGGCUGUCGUGGGUGUGGAGCAGGCACUGGCAGGGGCAUACAAUGGACUGACAAGUGGUGAUAUCCAGUCCAUGCAGUCCAUCCUGAGUCAGCUAACGACUGACCUGGCCUCCAUACAGACCCAACUCAGCACUCUGCAAGCCUCCGUUGAUUCCCAAGAGGCCCUGCUCACACAGACAGUCACCAACUUGACAGAGAUUGCUGAAGACACAGUACAGACUGCAGAAAGUGCUCUGAUGACAGCGCAGCAAGCUCAGUCUGUCCAUGACAACACCACGGCCCACACUGCCGCCUUGGUCACCAAGGCCAACCAGGUCAGUGACCUGGGUCGACGGACCCAACAGGCCGUGUCAGAGGUCAAGAAGAGGGCAGAAGAAGCCAAGACGGCUGGGGAGGAUGGAAAGGGGGCAGAGCUAUCGGCAAGGAUAGGCCAGCUUGCCAGCGAUAUUGAUGGAGUGAUUGAAUCUGCGAUGACAAAGAGCACCGAGGCAGCCAUGAUUGAAGCACAGGCUGGGGUCCAACAGGCCGCCAAUAGCCACAUCAUCACAGAAGUCACCGAGACAGGGACCCAGACUGCCAGCCUGGUUACUGACGUAAAUUCAACCCUGACUGAUGUCAAUGCUCGCUAUGAUCGGGCCCUAGCAGCCAACCAAUCAACAAGCGAGGCCGUGACAACCUCCGAAGCGUCGUUCAGUGCCGCAGAGGAAAUGCUGAGUAUCGUACAGAAUUUUGACAGUCAAGCUAGUGAUGCUCAAACAGCUGCAGAUCAAGCCGUCCUGACGCAGCCUGACAUCCAGACCCUGACCACCCAAACUGUUGCCGUGGCAACUGAGCUGAGGGGUCAACUGACGGGGGUUUCUUCUGAUGCUCGUGACGGGCUGAAUGUGGCCAACCACGCAUUCAUGACAGCUCAAACUGAAGGCCAGAGCAUUGACUCGGUGAACCAACAGGCAACCCAGUUGGCCAGGGAGUCUUCCAUCAAGCUUCAAGACACCAAUCAGACAUCAGACUCAGUCCGGGCUGUCAACACGACCCAACUCCAGCCUGCCAAAGCACAGUGCGACACGUAUGCCCCACAACUCCAGAGUCUGGAGAGUACGGUGACACAGGCUAAUGCAGAUGCACAGUCUGCCACAGACCGGGCUCUGGAUGCCCAAACCACUGUGAACAGGCUCCUGGCAGAGAUCAGGAACAUUCAGCAGGCUGACCUGUCAGCUUUGCCCGCGCUGAUGGAGAGGAUUAGACAGGCGAGGGCGACAUUCACCCAAGGGGAUUUUGCCCAGUUGGUUGCGUCAUUGUCAUCUUCUGUCCAGGAGCAGCAGGCUUGGCUGGAGGCUUCACAGGCACAAGCUACAGAGAUUCAAUCACAGAUUGAUGCUUUGGAGAGCUUCAGAGUCAACUAGUUCAUUUGGAUUUGUUUGUAACACUGAGGUAAACAGUGUGAGAAUUUGGGUGCUUGGUUAUUUUGCUCAGACCCACCUCCCUAUCUUCAUUUCUUUGAAGAAACAUAUUUUGUGAAGGAAAUACAGACUUUGCAAAGUGUUGUGAGUAGCUCACUGUCAAGAUCUUUUGACAAAUACAUGUUAAUACUGUGUGCAUCUGUCAUACGUAUGCAGAUGUGUUGAAUUUGGGUGAGUUGGCAGGGUGAGUCAAAAAAAGCGGAACCCAAACCCCAACAAUUAUUUUUCAUAUUUGAACAAAUAUG